CAUAGAUACAUUUAAGAAAAUGCUUGAUCGGGUAUUGAGCUACUUAUUUCAGAAUUUAACUUGCAAAGGCCAGGUGACAGAAGCUAAAAAGAUGUUGCCUGCAGCAGACGAAAACUCGAUCGAGGAUUUCAAGGUGUUGACUCUCCUUGGGAAGGGAUCAUUUGCCUGUGUUUACAGAGCAAAGUCUGUGAACACAGGCUUGGAGGUGGCUAUAAAAAUGCUCGGAAUUUUAUGCAUCAGACUGUCACUGGGAUGCUUUAUUUGCAUUCACAUGGAAUAUUGCACAGAGAUCUCACCCUGUCAAACCUUCUGCUCACCAGCAACAUGAAUAUUAAAAUUGCUGACUUUGGUUUAGCUACGCAGCUUCGAAUGCCCAACGAAAAGCAUUUUACCAUGUGUGGCACUCCAAAUUACAUUUCACCAGAGAUUGCCACUCGGAGUGCACAUGGACUGGAAUCUGAUGUAUGGUCUCUAGGAUGCAUGUUCUACACAUUUCUUGUUGGGCGACCUCCAUUUGAUACAGAUGCAGUAAAGACCACUCUUAAUAAAGUUGUCCUUGCAGAUUACAAAAUGCCAUCAUUUGUAUCACAGGAAGCACGAGACCUAAUUUACUCACUGCUUCGUAAGAACCCUGCAGAUCGUAUAAGCCUUUCAUCUGUUUUAGAUCAUCCAUUUAUGACAAAAAAUUCAUUGUUUAGAAGAGGUCCAAAUUCUGUAGAAGACUCUUUAGACAGCGGACAUGCCACAAUUUCAACAGCCUUUACUGGUGCUACAACCUCUUCCAGUAGUACUAGUAGUCGCUUGCCAGAAAGGACAAAGCAGUUAGUCUCUCAGGCACUCCCUAAUAAAUUCAGUGUAUUUCCAGCACAAGUUAAGAAGCCAGGUAGUGCAUCUUCUCUUGACAGUGACUGUUCUACAGAAAGAGGAAGACAACUGACAUCCAAAAGAGAGACUGUGAGGGGGAGGAACAUGCACAAUACUGAAGAGGAAGAAAGUAGACCUCACUCUCGGUACUUGAGAAGGGCUCACUCCUCUGAUCUCUCUAGUACAACACACAGCCAGACCCAGGGAAAUACAAACAUUGAACGAUGUCAUUCAGUAGAAGUCCUCACUAAAUCGAUUCAUUCGGGAAUUGUUGGUAAUGAAGAGCCUUUUUCUUCUGUGACCAUCUAUAGUGAAAACCCUCAGGAGUUGCUUGAAAGACAGACUUCACCUCCUGUCAGAGAAAAAGCCAAAUUAGAUUUUGAGCUUGGACUUAGACCUGGCUACCUUUUACGUGACCAGGAUUCACACUCUGGAAUGAUUCACAAGUGGUUGGGAAAUCUGGAAAAUGCCGAUCUACAACAAGGUCAGUUUAAAGAUUCAAGUUCUAAUAGCACAGGAGGAAGCUUUCAUAAUGGUCAACUUGUUUCUACAGUGACAGACAACCUUUCAGUAAAUGCAUGGGCUGAGCAAGUCAGACAGUGCAAUGCUAAUCUUUAUGGAACUGAUCAUUCUGUAAAAUCAGGAACUUAUGGACGAUGUGACCAAGUACUUCCAUUAACUGAAGUGGUGCAGUCAAGGUCUGGAUUUGGCUACCGUUGCAUUACAGAACAAAAUGGCACCAUGACACGAGAACCACAGCAAACUGCCUUUACAGCCCCAUCUCUGGGAAGUAUUGUUUCUCCCCUGAGUGCACACCGACUUAAACCAGUAAGGCAGAAAACAAAAAAUGCAGUGGUCAGUAUUUUGGACACAGGUGAAGUCUGUAUGGAGUUUCUGAAGGUCCAUAAUUCUCAGGAACGUGUCAGAGAAGUUCUCAGAAUAUCAUACGAUGGGCGUACAAUUACUGCUUAUAAUCCAAAUGAAGGAAAAGGGUUUCCUCUUGAUGAAAGACCACCAUCUCCUCCAGAAAAUGUGUUCAUUUACAGUUUUGACAGUUUACCAGAAAAAUAUUGGAAGAAAUAUCAGUACGCAUGCAAGUUUGUUCAGCUAGUGAAAUCCAAAACCCCAAAGGUUACACUAUAUACCAAAUAUGCCAAGUGCAUGUUAAUGGAGAAUGGCCCAGAAGCAGAUAUUGAAGUUUGUUUUUAUGAUGGAGCAAAAAUACACAAGACAUCUGAAUUUUUGAGAGUCAUAGAAACGUCUGGAAAGUCUUAUACACUGAAAGGGCAAGGUAGUGUCAGUAGCCUGAGUGAAGGAGCCAGAAUAUAUGUGGCACAUGCAAAUGAGAGCCAUCGUACCUGCCUUGUAUUGGAAUCUGUAAUCACAGCUGAGGAAGAAAAGAGUGAGCAACAUACUGCAUUUUUCCCAAUAAUUGUUGGAAGGAGACCACCUAGCAGUGCGUUUUCAAAGGCAUCAACUGAAGUUUGUACUGCUGCAGUAAAAAAAGGUCUGGAUAUGGAUCAGCCAUCUGAGAGUAAGCAGGUGCUGCCUAAAGAGAAGUCCUUGCUCACUACUGCCACUGUUAAAACUAAUUCUUCUUCAUCUGCACAGGAGGAGAACGAGAUGACCCCACAGCUGUCGCAGGUCCUGAAAUCUGUGUUUGUAGAAAAUGUUGGUUGGGCAUCGCAACUGACAAGUGGAGCAGUGUGGGUGCAGUUCAAUGAUGGGUCACAGUUGUUAGUUAAAGCAGGAGUGUCCUCUGUCAUUUACACAUCUCCUCAUGGUCAGACAUUCAGGUUUGGAGAAAAGGAAAAGAUACCAGAGUAUGUUAAGGAAAAACUGAAGUGCCUUUCGUCCAUUUUGAUUCUGUUUGCUACACCAACAAACCACCACUGAUUAAUGGAGAAGCUUUUUGAAAGUUGAACAUGGUUGAUAAAAAGCACAUUAUGUAUAUAUCUGUAUUAAACUGUAUAUAUUUUAAAGUAUGUUUUGUAACUUUUAAAAUAUA
Messenger RNA from Protopterus annectens (West African lungfish), 2872 nucleotides. It is a transcript of the gene PLK4, whose product is annotated as polo like kinase 4. Gene Ontology annotation, molecular function: ATP binding; protein binding; protein kinase activity. Gene Ontology annotation, biological process: protein phosphorylation. NCBI's taxonomy places the organism in Eukaryota, Metazoa, Chordata, Ceratodontiformes, Protopteridae. The record is from RefSeq and is a predicted model, not a curated record.